Messenger RNA from Coccidioides posadasii C735 delta SOWgp, 1325 nucleotides. RefSeq names its product Alcohol dehydrogenase (gene ADH1). Lineage: Eukaryota; Fungi; Ascomycota; Eurotiomycetes; Onygenales; Onygenaceae. Gene Ontology annotation, cellular component: cytoplasm. The record is from RefSeq and is a predicted model, not a curated record. Gene Ontology annotation, molecular function: zinc ion binding; alcohol dehydrogenase (NAD+) activity.
AUCUCAAUUUGCAUCCUAUGCAAAAACAGGAGUCUCAAUUUCCCAUAUUCCGUUAUAUAAAGGACACCCAGAUAAAUCUGACAAAUCAAUCCAUCCAACUCACUGAACAGCCAUGGCUACCUCAAUCCCAGAUCUCCCCAAGGAACAAUGGGCGCAGCUCUGUCCUAAAGUGGGCGGCCCCCUUGAAUACAAGAAGAUCCCCGUCCCCAAACCGGGGCCAACCCAGGCCCUGGUCAAUAUCAAGUACUCAGGCGUCUGCCAUACCGACCUCCACGCCAUGCAAGGCGACUGGCCCCUUCCGGUCAAGAUGCCCCUGGUCGGAGGCCACGAAGGGGCCGGUGUCGUCGUCGCCAAGGGCGAACUGGUCAAAGACGUCGAGCUGGGCGACCAUGUCGGAGUCAAAUGGAUCAACAGAUCGUGCCUGGCGUGUGAUUUCUGCGAGAACAGUGACGAGCCGCUCUGUGCAAACGCCGCGCUCUCGGGAUACACCGUCGAUGGCACGUUCCAGCAAUACUGUCUUGCCCAGGCUGCCCAUUUGACCCCUAUUCCUAAAUCUGUGUCCCUAGAAGAGGUGGCGCCCAUUUUGUGCGCCGGUAUCACGGUGUACAAGGGCUUGAAAGAAUCAGAGGCUCGUCCUGGACAAGCUGUUGCAAUUGUUGGCGCUGGUGGUGGUCUUGGUACUAUAGCCAUUCAGUAUGCCCAGGCCAUGGGUUUGAGAGUCAUUGCCAUCGAUGGCGGUGAUGAGAAGAGAAUGGCUUGUGAGAAGCUAGGAUGCGAGAAAUACAUCGACUACACCAAGACAAAGGACCUCGUCAGCGAUGUCAAAGCCGCGUCGCCGGACGGCCUGGGCCCGCACGCAGUCCUCCUCGUCGCCGUGUCUGAAGUCCCAUUCCAGCAAGCGGCCAGCUACGUCCGAUCACGCGGCACCGUCGUAGCCAUCGGCCUCCCGGCGCACGCAUUCUUGAAAGCCCCCGUCUUCGAGACAGUGGUCAAAAUGAUCACGAUCAAGGGCAGCUACGUUGGCAACCGACGUGAUGGCAAAGAGGCAGUUGAUUUCUUCUCCAGGGGCAAGAUCAAGUUCCCGUACAAAGUUGUACCACUUGAAGAGCUGCCGCAGGUGUAUGAUUUGAUGCGCCAAGGAAAGGUCACCGGUCGUUACGUGCUCAAGAUGCCGGAGUAAAUUUGUGAUGUUGGUAGUUGUAUAUAUUCUGUAUAUUGUAUGUAAGUCAUGUGUGAUGAACGAUACCUAGAGUGGGGUGAGUGUCUUGUUGGCGCAUCUUGAGUUUCAUUAGAACAAUCUCCAAUACGAUAUGUUGUACUGGAUA